Molecule: messenger RNA, 2169 nt
Organism: Colletotrichum graminicola M1.001
Lineage: Eukaryota; Fungi; Ascomycota; Sordariomycetes; Glomerellales; Glomerellaceae
Product: heterokaryon incompatibility protein
Exons: 1
Source: RefSeq, a predicted model, not a curated record
AUACUUUUACCCCCUUCAAGUGCUGCAAUGUUACUGCAGUUUCUACUCACUGGCUACUACAUCUCUGAGCCUGUGCUGAAGCCUCUAGAAAUGCCUCUCUCUUCAACCAAUCCAAGCACGGGGUUCUGCCAAAUUUGUCACGAUACCAUCCUAUCGAGACCAAGACCAACCGAUAAAGACUUCGAACCUACGCACCAUCAAACACUCGAAUCUCUAAAAACGUCUGCUGCAGAAGGCUGCCGCAUAUGCACGACCGUGUGCUACAAUCUGACCAGGCUGAAGCUAAAGCCGCCAAGGAUAUACAUCCGGUCGGGGCCUGUGACCACAUAUGGUCAUUGGACGAAUGGAAAGAUACAUAUUCAAUCCCGAUUGUCUUCAACUUUCCACGACUUUGAUUCCAUCAAACUAAGCGGUGUUUCUUGGGGCAACUUAGAAAACCACACGGGGUCCGAGAGCAGUCUCGGAGUAGCCAAACAGUGGAUGUCGACAUGCAUGCGAGAACACCCUUCUUGCAGUGCUGCAUCCGAUUUCCACUUCCGGCCUUCAAGGCUAUCGUACAUCGGCGGCGACGUCCAUCAAGUCGCCCUACACACAUCAAUCGACUAUCCGGAGACCUUGUCUUACAUGACAUUGAGCCACCGUUGGGGCGAAGCGCAGUUUGUACAGCUUCGACACAACAACGAAGAGACAUUUCGACAAGGCAUCCCGUGGAUCUCUCUGCCUCAGACAUUCAAGGAUGCAAUUCAUGUUGCUAGACGGCUCGGCUCCGACUAUCUUUGGAUCGACAGUCUUUGCAUUAUGCAAGACUCCAGCAAUGACUGGGAAGCUGAAGCGGCUUCAAUGGGCAACGUCUACAAAAACGCUCUGUGUAAUAUUGCUGCCUCGGAUGCUUCAAACAGCCUCGAGGGUUGUUUAUAUCCACGAAACCACCGAAUUCUUGCGCCAGAACGCCUGCCCUGGGGUUCUGAUGAUUUGUCAAAUCAUUUUUAUCUCAUUGAUGCUCCCUCUGAUAAGCCUUACGAACACUCUCAACUAUAUUCCCGCGCCUGGGUUUUUCAAGAGUUCCUGCUGGCACGGAGAACUGUGGAUUGUGGCAGGGAACAACUUUUCUGGAGAUGCGAUGAAUUGAUGGCGUCAGAAGAAAAUCCUGUCGGGCUCGCGGGGGACUUUAGCCCUUAUCCUUAUCACUAUGAGUUCUCCCAUCCGGCGCGAGAAGUCUUAAAGAAACAAGCCCACAAUGCAAGCCUCAAAUUGAUGGUAGGUAAAAUGAAGCUAUGGGAAGCUGAGUAUCAACACUGGACCCGUGGGUUUGGUGAGGACAGCAAAUACCAAAUCUAUAUGUACAGCCGGGAAGGAUCACCAUCAGUCUUCUGGGCUAGACUUGUGGAUCAAUACUCAAGCAUGUCUAUCACCAAGGAAGAGGACAGACUUACUGCCAUAGCAGGAGUUGCUGACGCCUUUCGUCCAUUCCUCGGUGAAUACUAUGCUGGUAUGUGGAAAAACCUGCUGCCGCUAUAUCUUGUCUGGAAGAUCAAGUCAGAAUCGGGUUCGUGUUGGGAACCAAGCCCCUGCAAAAGGCCGUCUUCCAAACGAGGCCCUACCUGGUCCUGGAUAUCGCUAGAAGGCCCCGUAUGUCAUAAACCCUGCUAUAUUACGUACAGAGCUGUAAUGCUCGCUCAGCUCCUCGAUGCCAAGGUUCUUUCCGCUCAAGAUAUACAUCUCCAGAUCCAGGCGCCUCUGAUACGUCUUGAAUGGAUCGACGACGUUACAUGGGGAAUGAGAGCAUGGAGUUCUAGGUCUGUCAACUCAGGCCCAAGCAUCAUGGGUUCCGACAGAGUUUCUAAAUGGAGGUCUCCUUGGUCCGAGUCCUGUGUCCAGAAUAACAAGGACGGAGAUGCAUCAUUACAACUCAUCUUUGACGUCGCGGAAGAAGAAGCAGCGGCUCGGGAUAUUACUCUAGUCGCAAUUUACUAUUGCAAAGCAGAAGAAAAAACAACGGCUCCAGACAGUAGUCGAUUCCGGAGUUGCCACAAGUUCAACAAUGUGGAAGGUUUAAUCCUUCAGGAUAAGGGCGGUGGCUUUUUCACCCGGGUUGGGUACUUCUAUACGCUUGAGUGUUCCGAUCUACCUUUCUUGAAAGGUGAGCAGACGGAGGUGGUUUUGAUAUGA